Molecule: messenger RNA, 5138 nt
Organism: Ornithorhynchus anatinus (platypus)
Lineage: Eukaryota; Metazoa; Chordata; Mammalia; Monotremata; Ornithorhynchidae
Gene: TRIOBP
Product: TRIO and F-actin binding protein
Biological process (GO): actin filament organization; positive regulation of substrate adhesion-dependent cell spreading
Cellular component (GO): actin cytoskeleton
Molecular function (GO): actin filament binding
Source: RefSeq, a predicted model, not a curated record
AUGGAGGGGGUGUCCAGCAUCCCCUGUGAAAGCUUUGAGGCCGACGUGUUUUCCACGAGCCGGCGCCGGAACUGUUUCCAGGCCCAGGAGGCUCACAAGCCCAGAAGCAGGAGCCCAGACCUCGACUCCUCUUUCCCAAUUCAUGGCCGGCAAGCUUGGCUAGUGGUAGCCAUGAUCCGAGGGGCCCUGAACCUGCUCUCUACCUGCGGGGCCUUGACUCCUUUCCCCCAGCCUCGGGCGGGCAGUCCACUUCCCUGCUGCCGCCUCCCGCUGGAUUGCAGCCCACUGAGCCGACUUCUCUCUCAGGACUGGGACGCGGUCAAGUUGCCGGAUCCGGUUCCAGGUCUGGACGGCCUCACGAUGAUGUUUGUGCAGCAGCAGGAGGAGCAGGAUGUUCCCUGGGCCUCCUUCCCUCUCCGCCCUAUCCCACGGGAUACCCCUCGUGCUUCCUCUCCCUCCCGCCUCACCCAGAGGGACACCCCCCGCACCUCUCCCUCCCGCCUCACCCAGAGGGACACCCCCCGCACCUCUCCCUCCCGCCUCACCCAGAGGGACACCCCCCGCACCUCUCCCUCCCGCCUCACCCAGAGGGACACCCCUCGCGCCUCCUCUCCCUCCCGCCUUACCCAGAGGGAUACCGUCCGCACCUCCUCUCCCUCCCGCCUCACCCAGAGGGACACCCCUCGCGCCUCCUCUCCCUCCCACCUCACCCAGAGGGACACCCCCCGCGCCUCCUCUCCCUCUCGCCUCACCCAGCGGGACACCCCCCACAUCGCUCCCUCCCGCUCCACCCAUCGAGCACCCCUGGGAGCCUCCUUGCCCCCAAUGUGCAUCGGGCACCGGGAUGCUCCCCAGGCCUUCUCUCCCCCCCGCUCCCCUCCGCGAGACACCUCCCCGCCAUCCUGGGGUCCUGCGGGCGCCGGUGCCGGACGCCAGUCUCCCAGGACGCGGGGGUCCGGGGAGGGCAGGCACCACCUGGAGCGGCAGGAGUACACGGUGCUGGCAGACCUGCCCCCGCCCAAGCGGAUCGGCCAGAGGGAAGCUCUGCGCCAGCAGCCUGGAAGCGCCCGGACCCGCAGUCCCGGGCGGGCGGAAGUGGAGCGACUGUUUGGGUGUGAGCGCAGGAAGUCAGAGACGUUGGAAGCGUUCCAGGCCUUGGAAGAGGGGAGGCUACCGAGACUCGGGGGCCGGGGGUCAUCCGACCGGCCCCUGCGCCGACAGUCCAGCCCAGCCCUGUAUCGGGAGGGCGGUAUGAAGUCAGAAGAACCCUGGCAGAGCCACAGAGAAGGAUCCCACCUCAAGAGUCGAGAGAGGCACCCUGAGACUAGUUGGCAAGGCAGAAGGGACUCCCCACCUGCCAGGAGUCCAGCGAAACCUGUGGAGAAAGAGUGGAGAGGGCAGGGGCAGCUGCCGCGGAGACCCCCAGAGGGUGACUGGGGGAGAAGGCGGAGAGCACACUCGGGCCCCGGGAGCCAAGCGGAGCCAGCGGGGAGGAAGGGGCCAGGCUGGGAGGAGAUCUGCCAACCCCGGGCUCCGCGGAGACUCCCGGAGAAGGAGUGGCCGGGCCGAGAGGAGCCCCGCUGUCCCCGGCCUUCCGAGCGACCGGUAGAAAAUGGCUGGAGGGGCCUGGAGGAGCUCUCCUGCCCCCGGGCUCCAGAGAGAUACCCAGAGAGGGAAUGGAGGAGCCACGACCGCGAGCUCUCCUGGGAGGGGAGCCGAGAAGGAGCCCCAGGGGGAGACCGGAGAGGCCUGGGUGAGACCUUGGGCUGCGAAAGACUCGAAAGGCCCAAGCGGAGGGAGAACUUGGAGAGCUUGAGGGGACGGCACCGUCCCAGGAGCCCCGAAUGGGACUACGGUGGUUUGGAGGGGGUGCCCCUUCAGGGUUCCCCAGAGACGACGGGUUGGGGGGGCCUGGCAGAGUGUGAUCUUCCCAGGAGUCCGAGGAGACAGCCAGAGCCAGCAGAAUGGGGAGAGCCCUCCCAUCCCAGCAGACCCAGGAAGCACCCAGAGGCAGCAGAACGGGGAGAGCCCUCUCAUCUCAGCAGUUCAGAGAGAGCCGCAGAGCGGAUGGACUGGCGAGGCCCGGAGGAGCCCUGCUACCCUGGCAGCCCGGGGGAAGGCACCGAGGGAGAUUUGGAGGAACACCUGCCAAAGCUUGUGGAGGGACACUGGAUAGGGGGAGGGCACGCCCUGCCACCCAAGAGCCCAGAGGGCCCCUCAGAGGGAAAGUGGCAGGGGCUCAGGGAGCCUUCAGGGCCGAUAAGCCAGGGAGAGCGACCCAAGGACGAUCGUCAGAGCUCGGUUGAGUCAGAGAGUCGGCAAAAUCCAAGGGAGGCUCUGGGCCCACAGGGCCCCACCCCCCUGGUGAAGAAAGACGGGGCAGAUCUGGAUCAGCCUCCCCGCUCCGCCCGCUCCGUUCAGUGGCCAAAGACCAACCGGAAGAGUUGCCUGGAGGCCUUGGAGCUGCCCGAUCCAGACAGGAUUGUACCGACGAGCAAUGGAGACCUUUCACCCAUCCAAGACUCCACCGAGGUGCCCCAACCAGACGGUGGUGCCAUGCAACAGAUGGGGGACUCGGUGACUCACGUGACCGCCACUGGGAAGCCAGACACGGCAGACCAGAGCCCAACCUGGGGACAGGCUGGGAGCCCGACCAAGGGAAGACGGGUGGCCGCGUGGCGGAAACCGGGGGACCAGACGGCGCUGUUUAACCCGUUCCUGUUGUCUUUGGGGCUCCUAAAGUGGCGCAGGCCAGACCUCCUCAACUUCAAGAAAGGAUGGAUGUCCAUUCUGGAUGAGCCCGGGGAGUGGAAGAAACACUGGUUCGUGCUCACCGACUCAAGCCUGAAAUAUUACCGGGACUCGAACGCAGAAGAGGCGGAUGAGCUGGACGGCGAGAUUGACCUGCGCUCCUGCACGGAUGUGACCGAGUUUGCGGUGCAGCGCAAUUAUGGCUUCAGUCCACGUGAGCGCGGCCCGGAGAGAGGACAGCCUGGGUUGACCCGUGGGACCAAGGGUGCCGUCUUCACCCUGUCAGCCAUGACCUCGGGCAUCCGGCGGAACUGGAUCGAGGCUUUGAGGAAGACGGUUCGGCCUGCAAACGCCCCGGAUGUCACCAAACUCUCCGACUGCAACAAGGAGAACACCGUCGGCGGCUACGGCUCCCAGAAGGGCCCCCUCAGGGCCGAGGAGCUGCGGUCGGGCCCGGGGGCGGAGGUCAUCGGCCGCGGCAGCCGGAAGGUGGACGGCCAGCGUCAGUCCUUCGACUACGUGGAGCUCUCCCCGCUGAACCAGGGUUCGCCGCAGCGGACCCGGAGGGGCUCCCGCGCCCCCGAGCGAGGGGCCAAGCAGGAGGAGCUGGAGCGGGACCUGGCCCAGCGCUCGGAGGAGCGGCGCAAGUGGUUUGAGGCGACUGACGGUGGGACCGGGGACCCCCCGGCCGGGGAGGCCCCCCGCCGGGGCCUGGGCGCCCCCCUGACGGAGGACCAGCAGAGCCGGUUGAACGACGAGAUCGAGAAGAAGUGGCUAGAGCUGGAGCAGCUGCCCUUGCGCCAGUCGAAGCGCGUGCCCCUCACGGCUCUGCCGAACCAGGGCAAGGGGGCACGGAGGAGCAGCCCGGCGGGGGGCACCAACGAGGCCCUGGCCAAAGAGGUCCAGUCCCUGAAGGCCCAGCUAGAGUCCUUGCGCCUCCAUGGGGAGGGUCACCGGGACCCCCCGAAAACCCCCGGUGACAACAGCGUCCCUCGGGGCUACAUCUCACAGGAGGCCUGUGAGCGCAGCCUGGCCGAGAUGGAGUCCUCCCACCAGCAGGUCAUGGCGGAGUUGCAGCGCCACCAUCAGCGAGAGCUGCAGCGACUGCAAGAGGAGAAGGACUGGCUCCUGGCCGAAGAGACGGCCGCCACAGCCGCGGCCAUCGAAGCCAUGAAGAAGGCCUACAAGGAGGAGCUGAGCAAGGAGCUGGGCAAGACGCGGAGUUUCCAGCAGGGCCCGGAAAGCCUGCGGAAGCAGCACCAGACAGACGUGGACUCGCUGAAGCGGGAGCUGCAGGUGCUGUCGGAGCAGUACUCCCAGAAGUGCCUGGAGAUCGGGGAUCUGACCCGCCAGGCGGAGGAGCGGGAGCACGUGCUGAACUGCUGCCAGCGCGAAGGCAAGGAGCUGCUUCGGCAGAACCAGGAGCUGCACACACGCCUGUCGGAAGAGAUCGGCCGCUUACGGGACUUCAUCGCCUCACGGGGCUCGAGCGAGGGGGAUGGGCGAAACAGCGAGAGGAGCUCUUGUGAGCUGGAGGUCCUGCUUCGCGUGAAGGAGAAUGAGUUGCAGUACCUGAAGAAAGAAGUUCAGUGUCUGCGGGAGGAGCUCCAGAUGAUGCAGAAGGAUAAGCGCUUUGCUUCGGGCAAGUACCAGGACGUAUACGUGGAGCUGAACCACAUCAAGACCCGGUCGGAGCGGGAGAUCGAGCAGCUGAAAGAACACUUGCGCCUGGCCAUGGCGGCCCUGCAGGAGAAGGAGACCCUGGGCAACAGCCUGGGCAACUAGAGGUGGGGGUGGCCCCAUUCCUUUCUGGAGUGGGUUCAGAGGAAUCCAGCCAGCCGUCAAGCUUUCUCUCCAUUCCCGAGUGGGCGUGCACGCACCCCCCACCCAAAACACAGACACACACACACGCACACUGUCCUUCUCUGUCUGCAUAACUGAGCGUGCCCUCCGCAUUGGGUCUUAACUUGCACCUUCUUCAGGAUUUUAUAUGUGAAAAGAUUUUUAUAGAGGUUUUUUGCGGGGAAAGGGAGGGGUUCAUCCCUCCCUCCCCAACAUACUUUACACUUUUUUAUACUGAAGUCUGCAGCCGAGCAGAAACGCAGGGUCCCCCUGCCCCGACCCUCCUUUCGGGGUCUCCCGACCACUCUCUCCAGCAUCGUACCCGCCUAAGGAGGGAGGGAGGGGCCGGGCCCAGCCGGGCCCUCACGCUGUCGCCAGCUCCUUGCCGCGGGCCGACCGCCCGAGCUGAGCCUGCUGCCCGAUCCCGCCCAGGGGGGAGGACAGGGAGGAUGAGCAAAACCGCUACAACCAAACGAUGAAGGCGGGGGGGCUUUUUCCUCCCCCCCGCAUGGAGAAACCGUUCCUAAUAAAAUGCUGCAGGGGCA